AUGGACUGGAUCUCCUAUGAGUCGGACAGUCUGGAGGUGCCCCCCCUCACCCCCACCAGCAAAGAGCUGCUUGGGCAGGCGCUCCAUGCCACCUUCGCUGGCUUCACACAGGAGAGAAACCGCCUUCAUUUCCCUCAGGACCCCCGGUUGUGGUCAGAAUGGGAGGUCAGUUACUGGUUGGACUGGUGCCAGGCUGAGUUUGGUUUGAGAAAUCUAAACUCAGAGUUGAGGAAUAUGCCUGGAAGCAAACUCUGCGCUCUGGACAGAGAGAUGUUUCUGGAGCUGAUUGCUGACUGCACUGCUGGAGAAAUUCUAUGGGAACAUCUAGAAACUAUGCAUAAAGAUUGUACUAUUGAAGAGGAAUCCCUGGACUGUGAAGAGCUGAGGGUAACCACGUCCACUGCAUGGGUCGGCCCACCACCACUUGAGUUCCAGCAGGGGGAGGAGUCAGUGUGUAAAGAGCUCCUCCUUCAUUCAGCUCACUCUCAUAUAACUUUUAAAGAAUUUGUGAGGGAGCAAGGCAACUUGAGCAGCGCAGUGGUGCCAGCAGCUGUUCUAGCAGGAUACACAGGAAGUGGACCCAUUCAGCUCUGGCAGUUUCUGUUGGAGCUGCUCACAGAUCGCAGCUGUCAGUCAGUCAUCAGCUGGACAGGAGAUGGAUGGGAAUUCAAACUGACAGACCCUGAUGAGGUAGCUCAGCUGUGGGGCCGGCGUAAGAACAAGCCCAAGAUGAAUUAUGAAAAGCUGAGUCGAGGAUUGCGCUACUAUUAUGACAAAAACAUCAUCCACAAAACCGCCGGCAAACGCUACGUCUACCGAUUUGUCUGCAACUUACAGGGCCUGUUGGGUUACGAGCCUGGGGAACUUCAUGCCAUGCUGGAUGUGCCUUCUAAUGCUAAUGAAGGCUCUGAGUGA
Colossoma macropomum (tambaqui) is the source of this 915-nucleotide messenger RNA. Its product is annotated as protein C-ets-1-like. The record is from RefSeq and is a predicted model, not a curated record. Gene Ontology annotation, molecular function: DNA-binding transcription factor activity, RNA polymerase II-specific; sequence-specific DNA binding. The transcript is spliced from 6 exons. Gene Ontology annotation, cellular component: nucleus. The coding region runs from base 1 to 915 and encodes 304 amino acids. Lineage: Eukaryota; Metazoa; Chordata; Actinopteri; Characiformes; Serrasalmidae. Gene Ontology annotation, biological process: cell differentiation; regulation of transcription by RNA polymerase II.